AUGGCCAUGGUGGAGAGUAGGUAUGGUCCCUGUGCCAGCCAUGGCUUCUUCCUCCUACGGCUGCUGCUGCCGUUCUUGUUCUUCUUCUCCUUUAUUGAUGUGCCACCGGCCGCCGCCGCCACCACCACCACCAUGCAAUCGCCUCCACUGACCGACACGCAAAAGUCCAUCAUGAAUGAUAUUGCGAGUCUGGUGAACUCUGAAUCCGCUUCCGCCAACACCAGGUGGAACGCUGCAGACAAUCCAUGCAAGUGGACAGGAAUCAGUUGCAGAAAUUCCAGUUCUUUCUCGGCCGUCACUAGCAUCAGCUUGUCAAACUAUGGCCUAUCCGACUCCUCCAUCUUUGCCCACCUUUGCCGGCUUGGCACCUUGCAGUCCCUUGACCUCUCCCGAAAUUCCUUCACAAAUUUGUCCGCCCAGUUCUUCGCCAAUUCUUCUUGCUCCAUGAAAGAAGGGUUGCAGUCACUUAAUCUGAACACCAAUCAGUUGGCUAAUUCGCUCAGUGAUUUAUCCCACUUCCCCCAGCUGGAAGUUCUUGACUUGUCCUUCAAUUCCUUUGCCAGCAGAAAUCUGAGUGCAGACUUGGGUUAUUUUCCCAAAUUAAGGAGCUUCAACGCUAGUACCAAUAAGUUGAGUGGUGAUGUUCCUACCAGUAUGGUCGGCUCUUUGCUGGAGUUGGUAUUGUCUGGUAAUCAACUGAGUGGUUCAAUCCCUCUGGGUUUGUUUAGAUAUGAAAAUCUUACUCUGCUAGAUCUCAGCCAGAAUUAUCUAACUGGUCCUGUCCCAGAUGAGUUCAUGAGUCUCCCCAAGCUCGAGACUUUGCUUCUUUCAGGCAAUAAACUGAUCGGGGAAAUACCAGCGAGCCUCUCAAAUGUGACAACGCUGUCUAGGUUUGCAGCCAACCAGAACUAUUUGACUGGUCCAAUAGCCAGCUGGAUUACCAAGCACGUUUGUAAUACCUUGAGCAUGACUUCUCUUGAGUUGGAUGGUAAUCAGUUAAUAGGAAAUAUACCUCCAGAGCUUGGCGGAUGCAAGAGCUUAUCGUUGUUGAAUCUGGCAUCAAAUAAUUUGAAUGGUUCAGUGCCUGAUUCCAUAGGGAAGCUUGACAAACUGGUAGUGCUGAAGCUUCAAAAAAACAACCUCAGUGGUCCAAUUCCAAGUACAUUUUCUGAUUUGAAAAUCCUGAGCACAUUGAAUCUUAGUGAGAAUUCACUCAGUGGAGAGAUACCGAGUGGAAUUUUCGAGCUACCAAAGCUUUCGAACUUGUAUUUGCAGGGUAACAAUAUCAGCGGACCUAUUCCGAUCUCAAUCAGUUCAUCGAAGUAUCUAAUCGAGCUCAAUCUGGGUGAUAAUGCUCUGACUGGUACCAUCCCAACCAUGCCAACAACUGUGACUACAUCUCUUCUUAAUCUUAGUCAUAACCAUCUUAACGGGCACAUUCCUUCAAACAUCUACUCUUUAAGUGAAUUGGAGAUUCUUGAUCUUUCACACAACUACCUGUCUGGUGAUGUGCCAUCUUCACUAGGGAGCCUGCAAAGCCUGACACUGCUGGAGCUUUCUUAUAAUAAUCUGUCUGGGCCUGUUCCUAGAUUCCGCCCAAAUCAAAAUUUGGAUAUUGAUGUUGUCGGAAAUCCUGGUCUUGUAAAUGGUACAGAAAACAAUAAUGGUAAGAAAAAAAGGCACUAUUUCGUCAUCAUCAUCUUCACUAUUGCCGGUGCUCUUGUUGGAUUAUGUGUGCAUGCUGUUAUUAUUAUGAUCUUAUCAAAGAGAAUAUAUCGUGUUGAAGAAAGGAUACCUGCUGGGGAGGGUGUCGCUCAAAUCAUUAAUGGCAGCUUCAUAACAAUGAACUGCUUCCGCACCUCUGUGAUUAUGUUCAUGAAAGAAAAGCAGGAUGAAUGGAGAAUUACAGCUUUCCAGACUCUGAACUUCGAGGCUGCAGACAUACUCCAGGGACUAAAUGAAGAGAACCUUGUUGGCAGCGGUGGUUCAGGGCAGGUUUACCGCGUCACAUACACCAACCGGUACAACAGGAGCAUCGGGGUGGUGGCCGUGAAGCAGAUACGAAGCUUUGGGUCGCUGGACGAGUUGAUGGAGCAUGAGUUUGAGUCCGAGGCUAGCAUCCUGUGCAACAUCCGGCACAACAACAUUGUCAAGCUGCUGUGCUGCUUUUCUGGCACGGACUCUAAGCUCCUCGUGUAUGAUUACAUGGACAACGGCAGCCUGGACAGAUGGCUCCAUGGCAAUUACGUCCUCCGUGCAGGGCACCCUAUGGCGAGGGUGCGGCCUGUGCAGCGUGUGCCGUUGGACUGGCCAACGAGGCUCAUAGUGGCUGUCGGGGCAGCGCAGGGGCUGUGCUACAUGCACCACCAUUGCUCGCCUCCCAUCAUUCACCGGGACGUCAAGACGAGCAAUAUCCUGCUGGACUCGGAGUUCCGGGCUAAGGUUGCGGACUUCGGGCUGGCUAGGAUGCUGAUGCAAGCAGGGGAACCCAACACGAUGACCUGGGUAGUUGGAUCAUUCGGCUACAUGGCUCCUGAGUAUGCUUACACGAGGAAGGUGAAUGAGAAAGUGGAUGUUUUCGGCUUUGGUGUUGUGCUCUUGGAGCUCACAACUGACAAGAAUGCCAACGAUGGUGGCGAUCACGGUUCCCUGGCAGAAUGGGCAGGGCAUCACUCCCGAUCAGGGGCGAGUAUCCCUGAUGCUACAGACAUCUGCAUCAGAUAUGCAGGGUAUGCUGACGAGAUUGAGACCGUGUUCAGGCUAGGCGUGAAAUGCACGGCUAACUCACCGUCCUCACGACCUACUAUGGAGGAUGUGCUGCAGAUUUUACUCAAAUGCAGCGAGCAGACGCUCAGGAAAAGCAGACUGGAGUGUACUCCGUAG
Miscanthus lutarioriparius is the source of this 2883-nucleotide messenger RNA. NCBI's taxonomy places the organism in Eukaryota, Viridiplantae, Streptophyta, Magnoliopsida, Poales, Poaceae. The record is from the annotation of a GenBank genome assembly.